This is a messenger RNA of Plenodomus lingam JN3, 540 nucleotides long. RefSeq lists its product as uncharacterized. Lineage: Eukaryota; Fungi; Ascomycota; Dothideomycetes; Pleosporales; Leptosphaeriaceae. The record is from RefSeq and is a predicted model, not a curated record.
AUGCCAUCCGACAAAGAUCGUCUCUAUGUUGCACUCUAUGUUCGGGGUGGAGCACCCAAAAUGCCGGGAAAAGAGGACACAUACCACUGGGCACUUUUAGUCGGCCCCAAAAACGAGGUCGCCAAUGGCAAAGGCAUGCGCUAUCAUGCAAAAGAGCGCAUUGUAGGGUCUAAUGCGUCAGAAUGGUACUUUGAGGAGAGAGAAAUCGGUUUGGGGCAGACUUUGAUGGUGCUUAUUCGAGUGAUGAUAGCCAAGGUGGAAGAUAGGGAUCGAAUCAUAUCCAUUAUUCGAAACACACCAAUUAGGCAAGGCGUGGCGGGAUGGAAUUGCGUUGGAUGGCUGCAGGAAGCGUUGCAGAGGCUGGAGGCAGAUGGGAAAGCUCUGGGAACAGGCGUGACUGAUUGGGCGAAGAUCAGGAACGCCGCAAUGGAAUACUGCCAGCGCAAGAAAGCGGAGCAUCGUUUCGACGGACAGGGAAUUUUUGACAUGAUCAAAGUGGCUACGUAUGACUUGAUUGAACGAAAAGAAAAGAUCCCCUGA